GAUGACCUCUUUUAUCACACUGCCAUUGUGAGGUGGACACGGCAGCCUUGAGCUUAUGAUCAUAUAAGUACUUGGUAUACUUCUGCACUUUCACAUGUGAGGUUAUAACGAACUGAAGGAAAGCUGGGAGUCAUCUUGGCAGAGUUUCUUUUGUAGAAAUAGAGAAGACAAUGUCUGCACAAAAAGGCCGAAGUGAAGACAGGAGCUACACUGACUGGAUGUCACAACUUCCUCCAGAGCUCCACAAUAAUCCUCUCCAUAAUCUGACCAUACCAGGAAGCCACGACUCGAUGAGUUAUGACUUGGACCUCAGCUCUGCUAUAAUAGAACCGGAUGGCCUGAAAAAACUGAGCAAAAUUUACUUCGCGCGGAAAAUACUGUACAAAUGGGCGAGGACUCAGGAGGAGAGCAUCUUGAAGCAGCUGGAUGCAGGAGUUCGGUACUUUGACCUGAGGAUCGCUCGAAAGGACAACGACCCCGACCCCAACCGACUUUACUUUUAUCACGGACUGUUAACACAAACUGAUGUGGAGACUAUCCUCAGGGUGAUGAACGACUGGGCAGAGAGGCAUCCCAAAGAGAUCCUCAUCCUCAGUUUCUCCCACUUUAAAGGCUUCGUCAAGCAGUACGAAGAUCAGCUGCACUGCCAUCUCAUCAACUUCAUCAAGACGCUGUUUGGAGCCAAACUCUGCAAAAGGUACCCCUUCCCCACCCUGAAGAGCUGCUGGGAAAACGGGACCAACGUCAUCAUCUCGUAUGACUAUCCGGCAAAUAUGCACCAGGAGAUAUGGGGCAAAAUACCUUAUUACUAUGGCAACAGUAUGGACAUCACAAAAGUUGAAACCAAACUUUGUUGUGUUCUGGAAAGGGACAGACCCUACCAGUGUCUGUUUGUGUGUGGGCUGAACCUCACUCUGCCAGAAGACCACAAAAUCCUCAAGUACAUCUUCUUCAGGAUGUGGGACAACCUGGCCAAAGUCAUCGAGAGGAGUCUUCCUCGGCUGCUGCACUGGGUCUCACAGCAGGGGGCCAAAACUCCCAUGAACAUCGUGGCCUCGGACGUGGUGACUCAGGACGGAUUUGUCGCCACCGUCGUCCAGCUAAACACUCGGAAAAAUGUGAAAGCAUAGGGGAGUGUGAUGCAUUGUGUCUUCUUUUUAAAGGAUCUUUUAAAAAGUUGCACCGUCCCAAAUCUUUGCUGCAAAAACAUGUCUUAAAAUUAUAUAUCUUUUGUAUUUUUGUUCACUUCAAAUGAGGGAAAUGUUAAUCCAACUUAAGUCCUGAUCAGCACUACAAAACAAUCUUAAUUAUCUGAUUUUAUUGCUAUUUAAAUGGAAGCUUGUUUAUAAAAUACCACUGUUGUCCAGCUCAAUACUCAGAAACAUGUGAUAGUAUAGGGGAGUGUGAUGCUAUGUUUGUAAAAUGUAAUUUUCUUAAAUGUUUUAUGUGAGGGAAAUUAGCUAAAAACUAAAUCUGGCACUGUUACGCUUGACACAUUUUAAUGUUUUAAGGGUUCAUUACUGUGCAUUGUGCCUUCCAAAUAAACGAUUAAAUGAU
Molecule: messenger RNA, 1557 nt
Organism: Trematomus bernacchii (emerald rockcod)
Lineage: Eukaryota; Metazoa; Chordata; Actinopteri; Perciformes; Nototheniidae
Product: PI-PLC X domain-containing protein 1-like
Exons: 7
Coding region: 171-1130 (319 amino acids)
Biological process (GO): lipid metabolic process
Molecular function (GO): phosphoric diester hydrolase activity
Source: RefSeq, a predicted model, not a curated record